Molecule: messenger RNA, 756 nt
Organism: Danaus chrysippus (African queen)
Lineage: Eukaryota; Metazoa; Arthropoda; Insecta; Lepidoptera; Nymphalidae
Source: the annotation of a GenBank genome assembly
AUGUCAAAAAUAUUUACACCAACAAAUCAAAUUAGAUUAACGAAUGUGGCCAUAGUUAGGUUAAAGAAAGGUGGUAAAAGAUUCGAAAUAGCAUGUUACCGAAAUAAAGUUGUAUCAUGGAGGAAUAAGCUGGAGAAAGAUAUCGAUGAAGUGCUCCAAACACAUACCGUAUUUAUAAAUGUAUCGAAAGGGCAGGUUGCUAAAAAAGAGGAUUUAAUGAAAGUCUUCGGCAAAGACGACCAAACUGAAAUAUGCAAAGAAAUAUUAGAAAAAGGAGAACUUCAAGUUUCAGACAAGGAAAGACAAUCCCAAAUUGAUUCUCUGUUCAAAGAUAUAGCAACUACUGUAGCUGACAAAUGCAUUAACCCCGAAACAAAAAGACCUUACCCAGUUUCAAUAAUUGAAAAAGCUAUGAAAGAUAUCCAUUUUUCAGUAAACGUAAACAAGAGUGCGAAGCAGCAGUCUCUUGAUGUGAUACAACUAUUAAAAAAAGAAAUUCCACUUGAGAGAGCACAAAUGAGAGUCAGAAUUCAAUUACAAGGUAAAGAUGCACGUAAAAUAAGAGACAAAGUCGUUAAAUUGGUUACGAAUGUAGAGGAUGAAUCAUGGGAUUCUGGCACUGCUAACUUAAUAUGUCUCAUUGACCCCGGGAGCUUCAGGAAUUUAGAUGAAAUGAUACGAACAGAUACAAAAGGGAAUGGACAGUUUGAGUUAUUGAACCUAAAAGAAAUGAUUGAAGGAGAACAAGCAUUGUAA